GAAACACCCGCUACACCGGAACGUUGCGGAAAUAAUGUCGCACUUUCGUGUAACUACCUCACAUUCGCAUUUAGAGACAGCGGGCGUUACACGGGGCUCUUACUAGCCGAGUGUUUCAUCACAUAUGUUUUAAAAGUAAAUACGGGGUCAAAUGUGAGAUUGUAACUGAUACUAAGUCGAAAAAGAUCGGCCCAACUGCCAAACGGGAUUUCAGCGAAGACGGAAGUUUUAAACAGGGGGACCUCUUGCUUUGCACAAACGAGAAUAUCUACAUUCUGUCGGCGGACUUUCCCCAGGCUCACAGACAAAUACCGGUUUGCUAAUGUAAACGCAGUAUUUGGAGCAGGUUUUGUAAGUAGUCGGGUAGUUUAACGUGUGGCUAUUCAUGUAGUAACACUGUAGCUGCACUUUUUUUUAACACUUUACGUAGAGAAAACCUGUCGUGUUUGCCUGGUCUGGUUAUCAAAAGAGGCACCUCUUUGAAUUCAAGGUUACUUUUCGAAAAUGCAGGUGCAGAGAGUCGUUCUCAACUCACGACCAGGUAGAAACGGGGCGCCUGUUCCUGAAAAUUUCCGUCUGGAGGAGACGACUUUAGCACCUGCCCUGAAAGACGGGGAGGCCCUUGUUCGGACGCUUUACCUUUCAGUCGACCCUUACAUGCGAUGCAGGAUGAACGAAGACACCGGUGCUGAUUACCUGGCCCCAUGGCAGCUGUCUGAGUGUGUGGACGGUGGAGGUGUGGGCAUGGUUGAGUCCAGCAACUGCAGCACUUGCGCUGAGGGAGAUGUGGUCACUUCAUUCAACUGGCCUUGGCAGACCCAUGCUGUUAUGAAAGGAAGUGGCUUACAGAAGGUUGAUCCACAGUUGGUUGAUGGGCACUUGUCCUACUUUUUGGGUGCAGUUGGCAUGACAGGCCUCACUGCACUGCUGGGUGUAAGGGAGAAGGGUCAUGUGACCAAAGGGGCCAAUCAGACCAUGGUAGUGAGCGGUGCGGCGGGGGCCUGUGGCUCCAUAGCUGGACAGAUCGGCAGGCUGGACGGUUGCGUGAGGGUUGUUGGGAUCUGUGGAACUGAGGAGAAGUGCAAAGUUUUAGUGGAAGAUCUGGGCUUCUCUGCUGCCAUCAACUAUGGCCAAGAUGAUGUACCGACAAGGCUCAAGGAGUGCUGCCCUGAUGGUGUAGAUGUUUACUUUGACAACGUAGGAGGUGUCACCAGUGAUACUGUAAUAGCACAGAUGAACAACGGCGGCCAUGUGAUCUUGUGUGGGCAGAUCUCUCAGUACAACAAGGACGUGCCGUAUCCUCCACCUUUAAGUGGGGAGACACAGGAAACCCUGCAAAGAAAGUGCAUCACCCGUGAGCGAUUUAUGCUGCUUAACUACAUGAGCAAAGCAGACACAGCCCUCUAUGAGCUCAGCCAGUGUGUUAAAUCGGGCCAAAUCAAGGUGCUGGAAACUGUGGUGAAUGGCAUCAAAAAUAUUGGAGAUGCAUUUUGCUCUAUGAUGAAAGGGGGAAACACUGGCAAGCAAAUUAUAAAGAUAUCAGAGUGAAGAAAAUCACGCUGGUUUCCAGUAGCAACUGCUCUCACGACGCUACCAUUAACACUAAUUUAAUAAACUCUAGUAAGCUAUUGGAUUAAUUAGCUUAUGCCAGUUGAUUACAAUUAUGAAUCACGAAUGAAAAAUCACACAAUGUGCCCUUAAAACAGUGUUCUUGAGAAAAAUUAAAGAGUGAGUGCUUGAAAGUCAGAUAUAUUUUGAAUUUUAAUACUUAGUCAUUUAGAUUUCUGGAAAUUAGUAUCAUACUUAAAUAAACGUAGGAGUAUAAUAUUGCAGUAUGUGUUACUUAUGAUAUUAACCUACCUAUUACACAUUUUAAAUUGCAACAGUGUGUCAUGGUUUUGAAAUCUCCCAGUAUAGAGAGAUAAUUUCCCAUACCAUACCAGUACCAUAAUAAGACUUCAGCAGAUGUGUUCUUGUGUGGAGCCCCGAAACUGACAAAAGGCAGUAAAAGGUUAUCAAUCAAGUCAAAUACAAAAUACUUUUAAAUAAUUAAAAUUAUUUUUAUUAAAAAUGAAUAUAAAGCUUUUCCUUUAACGUCCAAUCAGUUGGGGAAAAAAAACUGAUCGGAGGUAAAAUAACUAACUAAAGAAAUCUGUAGCAUAGAAGAGCACCAGCCUUCUCAGUUUGCUACUUAGCUGAAGCUAAGUUUCCUCAUAAAAUUACACAAGCCUUUGUUUGUAAUCCAUCAUCCGUAUACUUUACUUUAGUAUUGCUGUAGCAUUACUGUGUAAACUCUUGUAACUGUAGCUUAAGUGUUUUUGCUGGCAAGCAAACAUUAACGAGUUAGUUUCGCUAACACACGUCUGACGUUCACAGAUGCGCUAAUGGCAUUAUCUUCAUCUUCAAAUGCAUUUCUCUUGCCUUAACCAAAGGGCACAAUGGAAAAAGCCUUUGCUCUUUGCUGUGUCAUCCUUGACCUUGGGUAGAUGUGAUUUAAUGUCUCUCAUAGUGUUAAGCUAAGGAUUUUUAAGUAGCAUUAGCUAGCUAACUUUUUUUUUUUUUUUGCAUUAGCUUGCCAGCUUGAAGCACUUUGGCUAAUAACAAUACAAGAGUUUAUAUAGUGAUGCCACAGCACAAUUCAGCAUAUACUCAGAUUAGAUGAUUAGCAUUACAUGCACUAACUGGUUUAAUUUUAUUUUAAAAAGGUUAGCUGUAGCUUGCUGAAAAAGGCUGUUGCCCAGUGUGUUUUUUUUUUUUUUUUUUUUUAAAUCCACCAGUGUUUUUAGUUAACCUACAUAUCAAACCCACUGAAAUGGAAACAAGCCAUUGGACUUUAUUGUGUCAUCCUUGAGAAAGUGUAGGUGUGAUUUGAUGUCUCUUUUCUCAUAAUUAAACUAAUGAUUUUUAAGUAGCAUUCGCUAGCUAUUAUUUAUUUAUUUAUAUAUUUUUUGCAUUAGUUUGCCAGCUAAAGUGCUUCAGCUACAAAGAGUAAAAUUUAUACAAUGA
Xiphias gladius (swordfish) is the source of this 3006-nucleotide messenger RNA. It is a transcript of the gene ptgr2, whose product is annotated as prostaglandin reductase 2. The transcript has 8 exons. Gene Ontology annotation, molecular function: 15-oxoprostaglandin 13-reductase [NAD(P)+] activity. NCBI's taxonomy places the organism in Eukaryota, Metazoa, Chordata, Actinopteri, Istiophoriformes, Xiphiidae. The record is from RefSeq and is a predicted model, not a curated record. Gene Ontology annotation, biological process: prostaglandin metabolic process. The coding region runs from base 505 to 1548 and encodes 347 amino acids.